AUGCUCCCUGCCCACCAAACGAAGCAUCUUUCCCUCCUAAUGAUCCCCUUCCGACACCAGACGUUCCAGCUGCAUCAGUCCGUCUCCUCGGAAUCGAACGGCACCUCCCUCUGGACAGGCGGGCAACUCCUGCCUCUCUGGAUCGCUGCUGAUUUCCCUGUACACCCCUCUUCGGACGUUCAUGCUCGCCGACCUCGGGCAUGCGAGUUAGGCUCCGGUACGGGCCUUACGGCUCUCGCUCUGGCUAGCAUGGGCUGGGACGUCGAUGCUACCGACACGAGCUUCAUCGUACAACACACCCUAGGUCCAAACCUCCAGCUCAACCCCGUGUCCGGGCGAGUCACCGUCAGGGCGGUUGACUGGCUCGAACCGCUGGACUUUGCUCAGUGGAGAACCGAGGAUGAGGAUGCGGAGGGAAAUGUGGCCGGGGGGCCGCCGUACGACCUCAUCCUCUCCGCCGACACGCUCUAUUCUCCUUCUCUUGUCACUCCCCUCCUUACCACGCUCAAGCAACUCGCUUCCGCCAGCUUCCGGGGAAAGCGUUCCUGCCCCGUGCUCCUCUGCCUCGAGCGACGUGACCCGGAGCUCAUAGAUCGCGCGUUGGGGGAAGCGAGAGACCUGGGGUUUAGACUGAAGAGGGUAGGACAGGGGAAGGUGCUGAGGGUUUGGGAAAGGGCGGGGAUGGUAAGGGAGGAUUUGGAGGGUCUGGAGAUUUGGAGAUUGCUUCUG
Molecule: messenger RNA, 729 nt
Organism: Dacryopinax primogenitus
Lineage: Eukaryota; Fungi; Basidiomycota; Dacrymycetes; Dacrymycetales; Dacrymycetaceae
Exons: 1
Cellular component (GO): cytoplasm; nucleus
Source: RefSeq, a predicted model, not a curated record